GACUUUACGACCCCCCACGACAGCGUCACAACCUUGUUUCUCAGUCUGACGCUUUUGACGCUUCUUAACGACGUUUCCACGAUUCCCCAUUCUCCUCCUAAUCUCUUCGGCUCGGUCAUGGGAUUCAGAUCUCGUGUUCGAGAAUAUGUUCGGAGUUUGACAUCUCGUCGUCAUCUACGAAGAGUUGUUAAUUUUUCAACAUCCGUACCACCACCUUCGACUUCACCGGGGACAGCUUUGUCACCGAUUAGUGAGGAAAGUGCCCACUUGAGGGCGGAAGAUUUCUCAGCAUCCGAAGGUCACGAUGAUGUUCCGACGACAACGCUGCCAUCUCACGCUAGGCGAGACCGUGCAGCACAAUCCCCAAAUGACCCUAUUCAGCGGUCUGCUCAACGAACCACCCCCCUCGAAGAAAAUACCAACCGUACAAGAUUCCAACUCCCUCCAACCCAAAUCUAUACAGAUUCAACCUCACAUGCGUAUGUUCCACCGACACCAUCCCUAUACAGUGACCAAUAUGUUCGCCUUGGGCCGUCGAAAUGUUUCGUCGUUCCAGCAGGCAGAGAUGACUAUCUCGUCCGAAUCAUACGACUUGUUCACCUUGGCGAUGUAGAAUCUGCACGCCCCGACGAAAUCAAGUUUUCAGCUCCCAACUCGUACUAUGCACCCAAAAUCGGUCAUUGCGUUCUUCUACAGUGCGGUUACCAACAAUAUAUUGCCCGUGUCAUCCUCAAAAUAUCUGCAGAUGAGGGGCCUAAUGAGGUCGCUUUUCGAGCUAGGGAUCCUCAUGAUGAAAAGAGUAUUUCCCGGAUCUUAGAUGAACCCUCUCUCUCCCCUCAGCCUCUCGAUCCAAAUUCUUCUACCUCUGAUAUGUCUGUGUUUGAAGUUGCCGCUUCACCUUAUACCCCUGCGCUCAGCGACAUGGCUUUGUUGCGGACCCCAGCAAACCGGAUUAGCAGCAUCAGGCAGCGCUCCCGCGGCUCACUAGACAGCUCAACAAGUAGUAACUCAAGCAACGUUCAGGCUGACACUCGACGCGAGGAAGACGCAGCUCCGCCUCAGGACUCGAAGAACGAUCCGGGGAAACAACAACCCCCCCAGGCCGUGUCAGAGAGUAGAACUAGUAAAAGCGAACCGACGCAUCUUGAGGCGGGGGGACAAGCCUCGAAGCUACCACCUCGACAAACCCCGGAAGGUGACGAUGGGCGGCCUCAUUCUCAACAAGAGCACGAAGAAACAGAGGCCGAUGAUCCUAGUAGCGAUUCCGAACAAAUGGCAUCCUCUCUCGACGAUCUCAAGAACCUCCAACCAUUCGAAUCUCCAUACGUUCCCUCUUCAGGUGAAAAUAGUGGCUGGAAUACUCCUCGUCGGUUACCUCACUCACCUCCCCGCUCCCAACCUCGAAUGCCAAAUAGCGUUCUUUUACCCCCUCGUAUGUACGUUCAAGGAUGGAGUGGGGGCCGAGCAUCCGGCGAUGAAAGCUCCGACUCCGUCUCGCGAUAUGAAUCCGAGGACCAACGAGGUUAUCCGACUCCAAUCCUGCCCAUUACACCACCCGGCUUCGUACCCUUCAAUCGAGUCCCUCCACAAUUCGCUACUCCCACUCGAAUGCGCCAUCCUUCCGAAUCUCCAGAGGGCGUGCUAUACUACGAUUAUACUCCGGGAUAUCCAAACGCCAACUUGAACGUCCGCUUUUCUGACUACGCGUCAGUGCGGGUCCACGAAGAAGCUAGUCCUUCUUUGAGAUCACCCAGAGGUUCUUCAUCGAUAGGUCAACGUCGUCGGAGUACCACGAUGACUAUACCCCUUCCGCCUUCUCCAACAAGCCCGGAACCCAUUACAGGACCUUCCACCGGUUCCGGGAAAUGAUCGUUCAGAAGUGGAUUAGCGACAGUGAAUUGUCCUACGCUAGAACCGCCAGAUCAGUGAAUGAGAUCAGAGAGAGCGCCGCGCAUUCGAAUUCGUAUUGGACCCGUUCCCCGUUCCAGAACU
Molecule: messenger RNA, 1992 nt
Organism: Marasmius oreades (fairy-ring Marasmius)
Lineage: Eukaryota; Fungi; Basidiomycota; Agaricomycetes; Agaricales; Marasmiaceae
Exons: 4
Coding region: 118-1869 (583 amino acids)
Source: RefSeq, a predicted model, not a curated record